UACAGAUGGGACUGUGACACCCCCUGUGUACAUGAAGACAUGUUUUUCUUUAUAUCAGGCUCUAUUUGUCACUUCUUUACCUUGAUAGCAAUCUGGACGUUUUCAAGUCACUGUUGAGAUUUUCACGAUUAUCCUGAGAAUAAGUUUGUGUCCAUGACGCUUCGGCCCACACCGACAGUGUUCCCUGAACUUCUCACCUGGGGGGGCUGUGCCUCCUUCGUGGCUAACUUCCUGUCUCUGGACCCUUUGGAGCCGCCUGAAGGCCUGCCCAGGUAUUUGUUCUCCUCCAGCUCGGUGCUGCAGAGUCAGAGAGCCACAUGUUUUGAAUGUGCCACCCUGCUGUGCAGCCUGCUGCUCGGGGCCCACUACGACGUUUACUGUGUCAGCGGCUACGCUGUCAAAGAGAUGUGUCUGCUGGACCAGAGUCUGCAGGAGUGCCCCCUGCUGGACACUGAGGUCAAGAGUGUGAUCUCAGAGCAGGAGCCGCAGGAGAACAAAUACACAGUGAAACCUCUGAGGGAGCUGAAGAGUAACUUUGUGACGCAGCAGGAGAAGAAGAAACAGGAUGCAGAGGCUGCGAGGUUUCAGAAACACAAACUACAGGAGAGUGAGCAGCGACCUGCUGACCCCCUGCAAGGACUGCGGGUGCACUGCUGGGUGCUGGUGCUGUCAGGGAGUCGGAGCGUCCAGGAGAACUUCUUCAUCGACCCGCUGACCGGGAACAGCUACACCACUGACAAUGACAACUUCCUGGGCAUCGAGAGCGUGUGGAACAAUCUCAACUACUACGUCAACAUGCAGGACUGCAGGAACGGCUGCGCUGAUAUGGUGUAUGACCUGGAAGACUUAAAGAUAUGGGAGCCAGUCCUGUUCGGUGCAACCUACAAAAAGCAGCUGAUUCUUGAUGUGUUGAAGAAAAAGGAGAGUAAGCUGAUGAGCAAAAUCACCAAUGAUGUGGAGGAGGAGGAGCAGCCCCGAGCUUUUGAGAUGCCACGAUCCUGGGUCAGUGACAUCCCGAUCUCAAAACAAGACCUGGAGACCUGCUGGCCGGGAACACAGAAGGUGACCCAGUACAGAAAAGCAAAGCUGGAGAAGUUUGCACCGGACCUGAUGUCAGACGGGCUGAUCACACGACUGACUACAUACAAAGACCUGAACUGCACUGAUGUCGUCAUGGUGAAGGAGUGGUAUCAGCACAGAAACGACCACCUGGAGGAGAGGGAGGUCAACGAGGUCGACAGCUUCAUCACAGAAAGCUUCAAACGUGUACAACGUUUCCACCUUUUAUGUAAAUCCAGUUAAAAGUUCACUGAACCAAAGACACAUGUAACUGACCUGUAGCACACAUCUGUUUACAAACAACAACAAAACAAACUGAAACAUAAUGGAGCGUCUUCAACCCUCAUUCAGUAACGGUUGUUUUAUGUGGGAUAACUAAAUGACAUUCUUUCCUCCUCCUGUUGUUAUACUGUGUCCGCCAUGUGCGUAGCUUCCUCUGCGUGCUCACAAUCUGGCAGCUGCUCGCUACGUUUUUACAGAUGUUCAUUUCAUUUGUUCAUGUUCAUUAUGCAGCACGGCUGACACUGGUACCAGAUAAUGUAUGUGAGGCACGGUGUACUUUGUGAAGCAAGUGUUUCAAACUCUGCAGGAUAA
Cottoperca gobio is the source of this 1653-nucleotide messenger RNA. RefSeq names its product dynein regulatory complex subunit 7-like. Bases 154 to 1302 code for a protein of 382 amino acids. Gene Ontology annotation, cellular component: motile cilium. The transcript has 9 exons. Gene Ontology annotation, biological process: flagellated sperm motility. Lineage: Eukaryota; Metazoa; Chordata; Actinopteri; Perciformes; Bovichtidae. The record is from RefSeq and is a predicted model, not a curated record.